Messenger RNA from Peromyscus eremicus (cactus mouse), 1105 nucleotides. It is a transcript of the gene Tnfsf13, whose product is annotated as TNF superfamily member 13. Gene Ontology annotation, cellular component: membrane. The transcript has 7 exons. Gene Ontology annotation, molecular function: receptor ligand activity; tumor necrosis factor receptor binding. NCBI's taxonomy places the organism in Eukaryota, Metazoa, Chordata, Mammalia, Rodentia, Cricetidae. Bases 184 to 1008 code for a protein of 274 amino acids. The record is from RefSeq and is a predicted model, not a curated record. Gene Ontology annotation, biological process: immune response; positive regulation of isotype switching to IgA isotypes.
GGGGUAAGAACAGCACCCCGAGUUUACUUUCUUCCUCUCUCCUUUUUAUUCUCAAGUUCCUUUUUAUUUCUCCCUUGCGUAAUUGUGCUCUUCCUUCUGUGCCUGCCCUGUAUUCCCACCCUCCCUGCUACCUCCCGGCCACCUCAUUUCUGAGACCACGGCUGUGGGCAGCAUCCCCAGCUCAUGCCAGCCUCAUCUCCAGGCAACAUGGGGGGCUCAGUCCGAGAGCCGGCCCUCUCGGUUGCUCUCUGGUUGAGUUGGGGGGCGGUCCUGGGGGCUGUGACUUGUGCCGCGGCGCUACUGAUCCAACAGACGGAGCUGCAAAGUCUGAGGAGGGAGGUGACCCGGAUGCAGCAGCAGCAGCAGCAGCAGCAGCAGCGGAGUGGAGCGCCUUCCCAGAAGCGGGGAGAAUGUCCAUGGCAGAGCCUCUGGGAACAGAGUCCUGAUGUCCUGCAAGCCUGGAAGGAUGAGGCGAAAUCUAGGAGGAGAAGAGCAGUGUUCACCCAGAGGCACAAGAAGAAGCACUCAGUCCUGCAUCUUGUCCCCAUUAACAUUACCUCCAAGGUGGACUCUGAUGUGACCGAGGUGAUAUGGCAACCAGCUCUUAGGCGUGGGAGAGGCCUGGAGGCCCAAGGAUAUGUUGUCCGAGUCUGGGACACUGGAAUUUAUCUGCUCUACAGCCAGGUCCUGUUUCAUGAUGUGACGUUCACCAUGGGUCAGGUGGUAUCUCGGGAAAGCCAAGGGAGACGGGAGACUCUAUUCCGAUGUGUCCGAAGUAUGCCCUCAGACCCUGACCGGGCCUACAACAGCUGCUACAGUGCAGGUGUCUUUCGUUUACAUCAAGGGGAUAUUCUCACUGUCAAAAUCCCACGGGCAAACGCAAAACUUAGCCUUUCUCCGCACGGAACCUUCCUGGGGGGGUUUCCGUGGCCUGUGCCAAGCCUUGUCCACUCGACGGAGUCCACUGGAAUGCAUCCAGAACAGCACCACCAUCUAGCGGCAGCCUGAGGAACGAAUACAGCCUCGGCUAGGGAAACCCGGGUCUCUUGGCCACGCCUCUUCAAGUGCCCUCAGCUUCGAUUUACAAGAACCCCGUUUUCACUUC